UCAUGGAAAAACACAAGAAACUAUAACUUUCAAGUAAACAUUUUAAAAAUAAGCACUAUUAAUACGAUUCGGUUAUGAUUUUGGGUAAUAAAUAAACACCAAUGGCCGCACUAUUUGGCUUACCUGGGGCAUUUUCCUCUCAAAUUGGUCAACGCAUUGAGAAAGCUACAGAUUCAUUACAGCCAUCUGAAGAUUGGAUGUUAAUAUUAGAAAUAUGUGAUAUGAUAAAUGAGACUGAUGAAGGACCUAAAGACGCUAUAAAAGCCAUUAGAAAACGCUUAACAAGUAGCCAAAAGAAUAACAAGUGCAUCCUCUAUACAUUAGUUGUUUUAGAAGCAGCAGUUAAGAAUUGUGGAAUUCGUUUCCAUAAACAAGUAGCAUCAAAAGAGUUUCUGUCAGAUUUAACCAAAUUGCUUGGAGGACAAAAAAAUCAAGUUGCUGUUUCGCAAGAAGUUCAAGACAAAGUAUUAUCACUUGUUCAGAUGUGGUCAGAUGCAUUUUCUAGUUCUCCAGAAUUUCAGCAAGUCCGAGUAUGUUAUGAAACUCUAAAAACUCAAGGUUAUGAAUUUCCAGCUCAAAAUUUGGAUACGUUAUCUCCUAUUUACACACCUAAAAAGAAUGAAAGUAAGAAAAUAAAUUCUUUAAAUCAUCAAGAGAUACCUUCAAGAUCUGGAUCUGCUAAAACCAAAACUUCAUCUGUUCCACACAACUACCAUCAAACAGCUGGUCGAACGUUACCACAAACAUCAGCCACACCAGUAGCAGUGAAUGCCACUCCAGAACAACUAGCAAAACUUCGAUAUGAGCUUGAUAUUGUUGAGAGGAAUGGAGUUGUUUUUAAUGAGAUGUUAACUGAAUUAAAUCCUGGUAGAGAAAACCCUGAUGACUAUCAUUUGCUUGUGGAACUUAAUAAGACUUGCAGAGAAAUGCAAAAAAGAAUUCUUAUUUUGGUCAAUUCAAUUACAAAUGAAGAAGUGACUGGUGUUCUUCUUCGAAUUAAUGAUGAUUUAAAUAAUACAUUUCUUCGAUAUGAUAGAUACGAAAAAAAUAGAAAAAUUAUUAAAAAUUCUGAAAAUCCACAUGUUGAACCAAAUAUGGGAGCUCAUGCUCACUCACCUUCUAUAAGACCAAAGGUUACAUCACCAUUCGAACCUUCUAAUAACAGUGCAUCACUGAUUGAUUUUAAUGCAGCUCCAUCAAGCACAGACGCUGUUGUUGAUGAUGAGUUCAACAUGUUUGCACAGUCACGUAGCAAGACUUAUGCUACAUCCCGCCAUGCUGGCUCUACAUAUGAAGACAAUAUUAAUGAUGUUGCAACUGAACAAACUCUUGCUGGCGCAUUGGCUGCAAGGGGUUUAUACCCACCUAUUCAAAGCAAUCUUUUAGUCUCUCAGCAGCCAUUUCCCACAGAAAUAGGAAAGGAACCUCAAAGCGGUAAAAACGAAUUUGACGAAGAGAUCGAGGAUGUCGAGGAGUGGCUAAAGGGAACUGAUUUGUCGCAACUUAAAGCUCAGGAAUCUGCUAAUCGUGCAGCCAUCUUGAAAACAAAAACAGCUUCUCAAAGAGAGGAAGAUGUUAGUGAUUCAUUGAGCAGAUCUGAAUUUGAUAAGUUUCUAAACAGCCGUGCUCAAGCGGGAAAUAUUGAGCGUCAAAGAACAUUGCCAGCAAGGCCGAUGGGAAAUUUAGUCGGUGAAACGCAUAAAGAUGAUACAUUUGGAUUAUAAAAACAAUAAAAAGAAUUAAUUGCAUGUUUUAAUUGUAACAUAUUUUAUUUAAUUUUGUAAAAUAUUUGUUUGUUUACAAUUGCUACCAGUUUAUUUAUUGUACUUUUUUUUUUAAAUUUGAAUACAGUUAUUACUUGUUUUUUUAGUUUUUAGCAUUUAUACUAUAAAGCAAGGCA
Molecule: messenger RNA, 1900 nt
Organism: Hydra vulgaris (swiftwater hydra)
Lineage: Eukaryota; Metazoa; Cnidaria; Hydrozoa; Anthoathecata; Hydridae
Product: TOM1-like protein 2
Biological process (GO): signal transduction
Cellular component (GO): membrane; endosome
Molecular function (GO): ubiquitin binding; phosphatidylinositol binding; clathrin binding
Source: RefSeq, a predicted model, not a curated record